This is a messenger RNA of Esox lucius (northern pike), 1049 nucleotides long. Its product is annotated as outer dense fiber protein 3-B-like. Gene Ontology annotation, cellular component: cytoskeleton. The transcript has 7 exons. Lineage: Eukaryota; Metazoa; Chordata; Actinopteri; Esociformes; Esocidae. The record is from RefSeq and is a predicted model, not a curated record. The coding region runs from base 202 to 975 and encodes 257 amino acids.
AGAGGCAGCAGAGAUGUUGUGAUUUUUAUGAUAUAUAUUUAUAAGCAACUAGACCAGCAAGUAGAUGCUAAAGAAUUCGGCUGCGCUAUGCAUCCGAAUUCCAUUCCAUUAUGACAUAAUAAAGUAACUGUAGUUUUUUAAACUAACAAGCAAACACACACCACCUAAAUAGCUCUGACUCACUAGCUAUAGAGAAUAAUCAUGUCAGACGCUGAUGUUUGGGUUGGUGUCUGGAGGCCUCACAAGCCCAGAGGACCCAUUGCUGCUCACUACAGCGGUCCUGGACCCAAAUAUGCCCUGCCUGGAGCCACAGGUCUGAACUGCCAUGAUCCUACGAAGCCGAAUGGUCCGGCGUUCAGUUUUGGGACACGUCACCGCCAGGUCACCUCUGACUCCUCCCCAGGGCCAAAGUAUUUGGUUCCCCCCAACAUCACCAGGAUUGGACGUGACGGAACUCCAUCAUACUCCAUCUGCAGCCGUCCAAAAGACCCCUAUCUCUUCCAGAGCCCAGGACCUGGCCACUACUCUCCGGAAAAAUCAGGGAAGUCUGCAUAUUACUCUGCCCCUGCCUACUCCAUAUCUGCCAGAAGCAAAGGUUUCUGCAAUGACCAGACCCCAGGCCCUGCUGCUUACAUGCUGCCAUCCUUGUUCGGGCCUGCAACUGUCAACAAAACCUCUGCUCCAAACUUCUCUCUCCAAGGACGCAGCAAAAUUGGCAACUUCAAUGAAGACCUGCAGAAGUCCCCUGGCCCAGGGACAUACAGAGUGGUGGACCCAUGCAUAUAUAAAAACAAGCCACCCCACUACAGCAUGACAGGACGGAACGGCAUGCCUGGAGACACCACCAAGACACCAGGUCCUGGAGCUUAUUAUCCUGAAAAGGUGACCUUCACAAGGAUCAAACCUCCCAGUUUCUCUUUCGGAGUUCGUCAUUCCGAGUUCAUUGUUCCACUCAUUGUGGAUGUGAUGGAAUAGGAGCCUGUCCAUUUCAUGUAUCCCAUUAUUAAAGUAAUAAACACAGCUGUACCAAACAGCUCACUAAUAAAGUA